AUGAGGGCCACAGCUAUCCUCGCCGCUAUCACCUCGGCCAGGCUGGCCGUGCCGGUCGCUAUACCAGCCCGCGACAUUCCAGCCACGGGUGUCCCCAUCACAGAGCUCGACUCCUAUCCGGGCCUCUUGGCCUCAACCGACCCUCCCGCCGACGUAAGCCUCGCCGCCGCUGCCUACGCCGGCACGGCCAACGAGCUUACUGACGGGACACCGUGUCGUGCCGUCACGCUGAUCUACGCUAGGGGAACAACCCAGAGCGGCAAUAUCGGUGCCGCCGGCGAUGUGGGCCCGUUGAUGAUGAACAACCUCUCGUCCAUCAUCGGCUCCUCCAACUUGGCUGUCCAGGGUGUUGCCUACGCAGCCGACAUCUUCGGGUUCCUGGCCGGUGGUGACGCCACUGGAAGCCAGCUCAUGGCUAACCUGACCGUCCGGGCAAGCACGCAGUGCCCAAACACCAAGAUCGUGCUGUCCGGUUACAGCCAGGGGGGUCAGCUCGUCCACAACGCUGCGAACCUCCUAAGGUCCAACCAGGCUGUUGUCAACAAGGUCGCUGCUGUCUUGAUCUACGGUGACCCAAACGACGGUGACCCAGUGGGAUCCAUCCCCAGCUCCAAGGUCAAGAUCAUAUGCCACGAGGGCGACAACAUCUGUGAGGGCGGGAUACUGGUGCUCCCACCGCACACAAACUACCAGAUUGAUGCGAACGCGGGGGCGCAGUUCAUCGCGUCAAAGGUCUAG
Diaporthe batatas is the source of this 738-nucleotide messenger RNA. RefSeq lists its product as uncharacterized. Bases 1 to 738 code for a protein of 245 amino acids. The transcript is spliced from 4 exons. Gene Ontology annotation, cellular component: extracellular region. Gene Ontology annotation, molecular function: cutinase activity. Lineage: Eukaryota; Fungi; Ascomycota; Sordariomycetes; Diaporthales; Diaporthaceae. Gene Ontology annotation, biological process: carbohydrate catabolic process. The record is from RefSeq and is a predicted model, not a curated record.